Molecule: messenger RNA, 1264 nt
Organism: Ictalurus punctatus (channel catfish)
Lineage: Eukaryota; Metazoa; Chordata; Actinopteri; Siluriformes; Ictaluridae
Exons: 7
Coding region: 81-884 (267 amino acids)
Source: RefSeq, a predicted model, not a curated record
GACGGAAGUCUACGUUUGCCAUGUGGCUUGUGUUAUAGAGCUUGUUGAAGCAGUUUGUACGUGUCUGUUUAUGUUAAGUAAUGCUUCAAAUUGUGACCAUUCAAUUAAUCUGCAUGGUGGUCUGUUUCCAUCAAGCAGUCAGAGGUGAGGAUAAGAGGAGUGUAAUUGGUUAUGUCAAUGAGUCAGUUGUCCUAAGUUCAUAUGUUGAUCCAUCAUGGACUCUUAAAAAUAUUCAGUGGACAAUAUUUAAGAAUGAUACCCUAAUCGCAACCUUUGAAAACAAUGUCAAGAGAGUUGAUAGGUGGCCACAAUUUAAUGGCCGACUUGAGCUGAAUACAACAUCAGGACAUUUAACAAUUAACAACUUAACAGCUAAUGACUCUAUGGAAUACAGCACCCACCUCGAAGGACAAGGAACAAAAGAACCAAAAAUCAACAAAGUCCAGCUUUUUGUUCGAGAACAAUUCCCCAAGCCCAACAUAACUCUGCUGCACAGUUUUCUGGAUGCAGGGAAAUGUGUAAUUUCACUUAAGUGCUCAUCACUGAGCAGUAACAUUUCUCUUAUGUGGACAUCUGAGGAGCGCCUCUGGAGUGACAGUGCUAAUGUCACCAAAGAGUCAGUGACAUGGACAUCCUCCUUGAACAGAGAAGCAAAAUUCUUCUGCAUUGCUACUGAUGGAAAUCGCAAUAUGUUGAACCAGCUGAGUGUAAAAUGUCCUGAACCAAAGACAUGCACCGCCUAUAUAUGCUGGGUAUCACUGAUCAUAAUCCUCAUCUUGUUCAUCAUCAUCAUCAUCGCAAUACUACAUUACAUUAAAAGUGUUCAAAAAAAGUGCAAACUGGAAACUGAGAGAACAAAUGCAAAUGCUCUCCUUGCGAGAUAAGAAUCUUCACCAUCUGAAUUAUGAGAGGAGCUGGAUUUGGACCUGAACACACCAUCAGCUCGCGCAUCUCACUGCUGAUAUCAUGGUGCUACUUAACGGUCUUCGCAGCACCCCCUCUGGAAAUGGAAAUGCGGGGUUCCCCCCCUCCUCAGAUACAGAAUCCACCCCGUCAAUGUGUCGCCUUCUCUGAUCUGGGCUCUGACCAUUCUUCCCUCUUCUCACCUGUCAGUCCACCGUACUCUCAGUAUUCUCCUUAUUUUACCCUUGCUGGCUGUCCCAUGUCCCCAGGACACACCCCAUUUUCUUCCCCCUACCGCUCUCCUCAAGAUUACACACCCACCAAUCCUGUGAAUUAUCAAUAAAAUUACAUAUUACUCAUA